AUGCGGGGUUUCCGUCUGGAUCUCAGGUAUUUCCUCGGGGACGAGGAAGGGAGCGGGAGGCAGCAACACGUGUACGCGGUGGAGUCGCCGACGGAGAGCGUCCCGCCCGGCUGGGGUUUCCGGCUGCACUGCCUCAGCUGUCCCGAGCCGGAGAACGCCACCGACCGACCCUGCACGUACCACGAGGCCACGAUGGAGAGCGGCGGUCCGUGGAAGGGUGGAGGUCCGUGGAAGGGUGGAAGAUUCGCGAGGGGUGGAGGACUCUCUGAGGGCGAAGAACUCGCGGACGGUGGAGGACUCUCGGAGGGUGGAGGUCUCCUGGAGGGUGAAGGCCUCCUGGAGGGUGAAGGCCUCCUGGAAGGCGAAGGCCUCGUGGUGCUGGAGUGCCAGGGGCCGGGGAUCCCCUGGGUUCGGGCGUUCGCCCUCGACGAAGCGGGGCUCGCGCUGCGACCGAUCCGGGACCUGGACCGGAACGCGGCCUUGACCGAGGCGCUCGGACACUACGUCGCCUCCAGGGACGUCAGGGCGUCCUUGGUCUUGAAGGGUCUCGGGGAGGCCAACGUUCUCCUUCACCUUCCGCCGGAGGUGAAUCCCGACGAGGCCAUCCAGUACCCGUUCAUCAUUCACGUCGGCGAGGAAGAGAUCCUGGACGAGGAGGAGAAGGGUGGCAGCGACAGAUGGCGACUGGACUGGUCGACGUCGAUGGCAUCGAGACGAGGGUGGAUCACGGGGCGCGUGGAGUGGGUGGAACGGUCCGUCCCGCCGGGUUACGAGGCGGGGCAUCCGUUGGAUCAGGUCCCUUUCCUCACGGCGGCUGCCAAGGAGCUGGUCAGGCGGUACAAGUACAUCCAUCCGGAGCAGGUGGUGCUCAUGGGGAAGGGCGUGGGGGGGCACCUCGCACUCAUGGCCCUGGCCCAAGACGAUCCCACCUUCAAGUGCGCUCUCGUCGUGGCACCCGUCACUUCCUGGCUCCUCCUCGAUUCCCUGACGGCGGAGGGAUUGCUCGGAUUCCCCAACGCGACGCGGGACUUCCUCCAGUACGUGGACGUGGACGCGACCAGACGGACGGAACAUCUGCAAGACAAACUCCUCUUCCUCGUUCACGGCUCCCACGACGCACGGGUGAUCGUGCAGCACAGCCUGGCACUCACCAAGGCCUUGGUCACCCGCAACGUCCUGUUCAGGCAGAUGAUCUACCCCGGCGAGGGCCACGGCCUGGAGAACGUCAGGGAUCACUUCUACCACCAGGGAGAGAGGUUCUUCCAGGACUGCUUCGGCGGAUUCUCCCUCCCCGCACAAGACGACCGAGAGGAGGAGGAGGAGGAGGAGGGAGGAGACGAGGACGCGAACCGCGGGGAGCCACCCGAUCGCCGUCGAUCGGACGUAGAAACGGACUCCAAUCAAAACCCACACGUCAGGUGAUAUUCACUCUGGUGCUGUUUUUGUUUUCUCUUCGAAAUUAUACGAGAGAAAUGAUGUUUUUUUAAAAUAUAUAAUCAUAUUUGAAUUUA
Molecule: messenger RNA, 1511 nt
Organism: Darwinula stevensoni
Lineage: Eukaryota; Metazoa; Arthropoda; Ostracoda; Podocopida; Darwinulidae
Source: the annotation of a GenBank genome assembly